Messenger RNA from Raphanus sativus (radish), 1138 nucleotides. Its product is annotated as protein-ribulosamine 3-kinase, chloroplastic. The transcript has 9 exons. The record is from RefSeq and is a predicted model, not a curated record. NCBI's taxonomy places the organism in Eukaryota, Viridiplantae, Streptophyta, Magnoliopsida, Brassicales, Brassicaceae. Bases 68 to 1048 code for a protein of 326 amino acids.
CGUCUAAAUAAGCUCCUGUCGGUAAAUAACGGCCACAUGAACCAAAUCAAAAGCCGGAGAAUGAAAAAUGGCGGCUGUGGUGGCUUCUCUUAGUCUUUGCUACUCUGCUCGGCCAAAGCUUCAUCUUCGCAGCUUCUCUCGACCCAAAUUUUUUGCUAUGGCUGCAAUGAGUGAGGAUCCAAUUCGUGAAUGGAUUCUAACAGAAGGAAAAGCGAGUCAGAUCACGAAGAUUACUUCUGUUGGUGGUGGAUGCAUCAAUCUUGCUACCCAUUAUCAUACUGAUUCUGCUUCUUUCUUUGUUAAAACAAACAGGAGUAUUGGACCUGAGAUGUUUGAAGGAGAGGCUCUUGGUCUUGAAGCUAUGUAUGAAACAAGGUCCAUCCGUGUCCCCAAGCCACACAAAGUUGGGGCAUUGCCAACCGGUGGAUCUUAUAUCAUCAUGGAGUUUAUAGAGUUUGGAUCAAGAGGCAGCCAGGCUGAGCUAGGAAGGAAACUAGCUGAGAUGCAUAAGGCAGGACUUUCCUCAAAAGGCUUUGGUUUUGAGGUUGACAACACUAUUGGAAGUACCCCACAGAUAAAUACUUGGUCAUCAGAUUGGAUUGAGUUCUACGGCGAGAAGAGAUUAGGUUACCAGCUAAAGUUACUUAGGGAUCAAUACGGUGACUCUGCAAUUUACCAGAAAGGUUAUACACUGAUACAGAACAUGGCAUCUCUCUUUGAGAAUGUUGUCAUAGAACCUUGCUUGUUACAUGGAGAUCUCUGGAGCGGGAACAUAGCAUACGACAAGAACAGCGAACCUGUCAUUCUUGAUCCUGCCUGUUACUAUGGGCAUAACGAGGCGGAGUUUGGGAUGUCUUGGUGCGCAGGGUUUGGAGAAUCUUUCUACGAUGCCUAUUUCAAGGUGAUGCCAAAAGAAGAAGGAUUUGAGAAGAGGAGGGAUCUGUAUUUGCUCUAUCACUACUUGAACCAUUACAACCUCUUUGGAUCAGGCUAUCGUUCCUCUGCAAUGUCGAUCAUUGAUGGUUAUCUAAGGAUGCUCAAAGUUUAAAAUGUAUAAGGCUGGUGAGAGAAAAUAUCAUCAUAAUGUACUCUUCUUCAUUAAAAGCAUUAUUUGAAAAAGGCCUAGCAUUUUGAUGAA